CAGUAUUUUUGCCAAACGCAGAUUCCCUCGAAGAAAAGCAAAACGCAGAAUCGUCUUCAAUCUCCUGCGUUAUUUUGCAUCGCCGUAGUAGAAUUUCGGGACUUUUCCAAAUGUUAUUUCUAAGCGCCAGGGGCCCGUCGUAACCUCCGUUUAAAUCGUGAGCGCGGACUACAGAAGGCCUUGACAAAGAUCAGACGAUGGCCACGCCGAGCAAGACGCCCCCCGGAGCUGACCCAAAGCAGCUCGAGCGGACUGGUACCGUCCGAGAAAUCGGCUCACAGGCGGUGUGGUCGCUGUCCUCCUGCAAACCGGGAUUCGGCGUGGACCAGCUGAGGGACGACAACCUGGAAACGUACUGGCAGUCGGACGGAUCCCAACCGCAUCUGGUCAACAUCCAGUUUAGAAGGAGGACCACGGUGAAGAUGUUGUGCAUCUACGCUGAUUACAAGUCAGAUGAAAGCUACACGCCUAGCAAGAUUUCCGUCAGAGUGGGGAACAAUUUCCAUGACCUGCAUGAAGUCAGGGUGAGAAAGUCCAUACCAGAAACCCACACGUCAAACCUAAAAUUAUCUUUGAAGUCAUACCUGAUGUGGUUGUCGUCCGUUUGCUUUUCUUGGUGUUGGUGCGUGCAGCAGUUGGAGAUGGUGGAGCCCAGCGGCUGGAUUCACGUGUCACUUCUGAACCAGCGGAGCAACGAGCCCGUCCGGACCUUCAUGAUCCAGAUCGCCGUGCUGGCCAACCACCAGAACGGCCGGGACACGCACAUGCGGCAGAUCAAAGUGUACACACCGGUGCAGGAGAGCUCCGUGGGCAAGUUCCCACCGUGCACCACUGUCGACUUCAUGAUGUACCGAACCAUCAGGUGAUAGGCGGACGCACCUUUUGCUCCCGUGAUUUUUUUUUUUGUAAUUUGUAUUUUUUUUACCAGAGCCUCUUUUGUCGAUACCCAAAUAAAUCUCUUCUUAACCUCG
Messenger RNA from Syngnathus typhle (broad-nosed pipefish), 971 nucleotides. It is a transcript of the gene anapc10, whose product is annotated as anaphase promoting complex subunit 10. Gene Ontology annotation, biological process: protein K11-linked ubiquitination; anaphase-promoting complex-dependent catabolic process. The record is from RefSeq and is a predicted model, not a curated record. Gene Ontology annotation, cellular component: anaphase-promoting complex. The transcript has 4 exons. Lineage: Eukaryota; Metazoa; Chordata; Actinopteri; Syngnathiformes; Syngnathidae. Bases 198 to 866 code for a protein of 222 amino acids.